UUUUCCUCCUCCUCUUUCAGCCCUCAUUCACUCCAUCACUACCCAACACCACCCACUUCUCUUUCUCCUUCUGUCUCCUCUCGUCUCCAUUUCCACAUCAUCAGGAAGAUAACUGUGGUGAUGAUGAUGAUGAUUAUGGUAGUCUGACGCUGUGGAUGCUGAAUGAUAACGCAAGAAAGGACUGAAAGAGAUGUGCCCUGAGGCUGAGCUCAGCGCUGAUCGAUGCUGAGAAGACAAAAGGAAAAUAACGGAAAGAGAGGGAGGUAGAGGUGGUUGGAGGGUGGGGUGGGGGGGGGGGGGGUCUGUCUGAGCAGCAGUGCGAACAUUGGCUUAAUAAAAGAGAAGAGGAGGGGGAGGGAGGGAGAAAGGAAGCUGUCAUUUGUCAAGGGGGGAUCCGUCUAUGCUGUCAUGGACAAAUAUCGACCAAAGAGACCAACUACCUUGGCCCUGUUCCCACAGCUGCCACAAGCCGGCACCCAGGACUCCAUCAACAACAAUUCUUUAGGCAAGGCCAGCUGGAAAGACUCCCACUCUUCCUCCCCACAUAUCACGGGGGAUCUCGCUCCACUAGAUGUCCAACCAAAAGCUGAGGACAAAGUCCAGCACAGCACUCAGCGCCGGCCAGCACCCAAACCUCCAACAGCCAAUGUAUCCAACAGCAGAGCCAAUGGUCAGGCUGCUGCCACUGGCUCAGACACACGAGCUCGACCACGGGAACAAUCAAUGCCUGGAGCUAUGCAUACACAGUCUUCCCGCACACUAAGGAACCAGAGGAGAGCAGGAAGUGGAGGAGGAAGAGGGGGAGGAAAAGGAGCAACAGUGAUGAGAGACAGGGGCCUGGGCGACCUCAGAGGAAAAGAUGGAGUGAUAGAUAGAAGAGGAGGACGACCGUGUGAAGAGUCAAAAGCAAAAGACAAGAAUGGACAUCAGAGGCCAAGGGAAGAAAACGGACUGAAAGGCCGAGCAGCUGAUGGGAGAGGAAAAGGAGGCACUAAAGGAGGCAACAGAGGAAGCGCCUUAAAGUCGAAUAAAACUCUGUCUAAUAAGGAAGUCUAUCUGCCUGCUAUGGUGGUGCCGCGCACACCCAUAGUACAGAGAAACCUGGAGACAACACACCAAGACCAGAACCAUGACAGGACCCAGGACAACCCCUCUGUCCUCUCCCGGUCCAGCAGUGAGGGAGGGUCCAACAGGAUGUCCCUUAGCUCAGACACAGAAGGACCCCCAUCAGGGCCUCUGCAUCCCUCUCUGACCUACCGAACUAACCCUGACAUCAGUGAAGAAGAGGGGGAGGGAGUUCCAACUCCAUGCCUAAACUUACAGAAUGAUCUAACGUGCUGUCCCACAGGUAACAGCAAAACGGACUGUACCACUGAAACAGGGGUAGACCCCAAAAAAGAAAAGGAUGACAAUAUCAUGGCCUCUGUGGCUAAUCAGACUGUACCAAUCCGUGAAACUUUAACAGGGUUAAAUUAUGACUCUGUUAAAUAUACUCUGGUGGUGGAUGAACAUGCUCAACUGGAGCUGGUGAACCUCAAGUACUGCUUGAAUGGUUACAACGAGCACAAUGAUGACAGUGAUGCAGAAACGGUCUAUCAGUCAGCCAAUGAGGAUGAAGACCCACAGUAUGUGGAGGAGAAGAAGAAAAAUGAGGAAGCAAAAAAGAAAGAGAGGAGGGAAGUGGCAGAAAAAAGAAGAAAUGAGGAAGACGUGAAGAAGAGGAGGGAGGAGGAGGUGAAGAGGAGCAGGGAAGUCAUGCCAAGAUCCUGCAAGCUGUCCAAGGUAACAUCAUCCACAACGUCAGAGGAAGAAGAGUCGAAUGGUGGAAGAGCUUGUGCUCCCAUAAGCAGAAAGUUCCUCAACCUGUUUGCCAAGAACGACAGCCAGAACAGUGCCACAGGUGCUGGCUCGUUUGGUGUGUUCUCCUGUGUUCUGGAUGGAGUGGAGAGGCAACAGAGUCACAGAGCUGUCUACAGGUUUGUUCCUCGUCAUGCAGAUGAGCUGGACCUUGAAGCAGAUGACCCUAUCUUAAUGUUGAACCAGUCUAAGGACCUGUGGUGUCAGGGUUACAACAUGAGGACUGGGGCUAUAGGCAUUUUUCCCGCCUUCUAUGCUGUCAGGGUGCCCAAAGAAAUUGAGCAAGUUCAAAAAGAUGGUUGGAUUGAGAAGUUCCUGGUGCAAUAUCUGGGUUCCGUUCCGGUUCCCAUCUACACAGGCAAAGAUGUGCUGUGUGCUGCAAUGCAGAAGGUAGCAUACAACAGGCGGUCAGCGGGUCAGCCUCCAUCAGCCUGUGCGCUGGAAGUCAGUGUGAAAGGGGUGAAGAUGAGUGUCCAGGAUCAGUGCCACUCCGCUCACAGGGGGGACCAGUGCUUCCAUUUCUUCCAGUUGAAAAAUAUUUCAUUCUGUGGUUGUCAUCCAAAAUACAGCAGGUACUUUGGCUUCAUCACCAAGCACCCUGACCAGCAGCGCUUUGCUUGUCAUGUCCUGAUGUCACAAACAACUUUACAUCCUUUAGCAGAAUCUGUCGGGAGGGCAUUCCAGCAGUAUUACAAGGAGCACGUCGGCUACUCCUGUCCCACUGAAGACAUCUUCAUUGAAUAAUGCCUCCUGUCCAUCCAUUCUAUGAAUUUAAUAUUCACUAUGUGCAUGUAAGCCUGGUCUUAUAUACCACCAACUGGAUUACCAAUAUAUCUUCUUUGCAUGGUGGGUUAUUUCUUUUCUAAGCUGCAUCCACUAAUACAGCAAGCUUCUCCUUCUUUUGGCCAUAUCACAAUAUGAAUAAUUCUAUGGAUUGAUAGGGACACGUGGGAUUUUUCACGCCACAGAAAGUUACCAAUAGUUAAACAGAGAUAUUGAAUAUUAAUGCAUUUUAUUUGCAAAAAUUAUCUUAAUUAACUAUGCAUGGAUAUUGCAUAUAUACAGACUACCUUCAGAGCUACUCUAGCCCACAAAGCCAAAUCUCAGCAACUACAAAUGUUGUUAGAAAAAAUCUGAAUCAUCUUUCUGAUAUUAGCAAUUACCAUACAAACAAUCUGGCACCAUAGAAACAUGUCAAUAUCUGUCAAUGAUUGUAAGCAAUCUAAUGAGACAAUGUUUAAAUAACAGUGUUAGUCAUUGAAUCACAUAACAUUAUAGGAGCUCAAAUAAAACACAUGAGUAAAAUCUCAUAAGAUUUAAAGUAGUGGUCCUAAAAACUAGCUGGAAGUGCAGCUUCUGAUUUUAUUUGAUUAAACAACCUUUGAAGUACAUAUUUAAAUGUUCAGAGAUACAUAUAUUUAACUUUAGCUCAUAAGUCCUGGGCAACAAAGCUUUAAGCAGAAUAAAAAUUAAAUUAUAUAACUUAAAUAUUUGUUAGAUUGUUUAAGAGCCUUAAAACUUAAGAGCCAGGUCGCUGUGGUUCAGGUAGGAGAGCAGGUGUCGACCAAUUUGGUUGGUAGAUUGAGCCCUGGCUCCUCCAGUCCACAUGUCAAAGUAUCCUUGGACGAGACACUCAACCCCAAGUUGCCCCUGAUGCAUCUAGAAGCACUAGAUAAAAGUGGUGUGAAUGUGUGAUUGGGUGAAAAAGACUUGUGGUAGAAAGUCCUUUGAGUGCUCAUAUUGAGUAGAAAAGAGCUAUAUAAGUACCAGUCCAUUUAACAUUUAAGUGCUGUUUGCAUAGGUAAUCAUGUAUGACUUUUUAGGGUUAGUAUGGAGUUCAAUGAAAACAAAAAUUUUAAAUAAAUUCUUCCUGAAUUUGCAAAGAGUGCGCAAAAGAAAAUAAUCACUUUGAUGAUUGAGCAAACAACCACAAAUAACAUCACCCGAAAGAGACUUCAAAUAGUCACAAAACAACUACCAAGAGAUGCAAGACGCAGGUGAGAGAACGUUUAAGUGUAUUUAGGGGCUCAUAGCCUCAGGAUGCAUCUAUGGUCACCAGCCAUUAGGAUUCAUGAUCAUUUGUUUAAACUCACAUGGCAGUCUGUCCAGUAUUUGUAUAGUCUAUGAAACUGAUGGGUGACACUACAUAGUUCAACAAAUGGAAAAACAAAAAAAUCUGGUUCUUCUAGUUAAACAAAUCUAGAGAUGUUACUGCUUUUCUCUUUUAGAGUGGGGGAAAAAUUAUCUGAUGCCCUGCUGAAUUUGUAAAGUUUACUCACUUAUAAAGAAAUGAACACUCUCAAAUGUUUAUGGUAGUUUCAUUUUAAUGGAGAAAGAAUGACACACAAAAAUCCAGAAUAAAAACAUAAAAGUUCGAAAUGUAUUUGGACGCCAUUGAGUGAAAUAUGUAUUGGAUUUCCAAGCCGUUUUCUAGUUACCUGAAAUGAUGGAUAUUGGGAAUGUCAUUACUCCAGAGUUGAGUGCAUUCUUAUAGUAAAGUCAGAAACACAAGGAAAAACUUUUUUUGUCUAAGGACGGUUGAGCCAUUCAUGUAUCAUUACCAAUACAAUACAGUACUUUCUUUGCACUUUACAACCCGACUGCUGCAACACUGGCUGCACGGAUUAAAGAUUUUACAGUUUUUCUAAUGUUUGAUGUUCACUGCCAUCAUCUUGGACUGUUAACUUGGGGUUAAUUCCACAAAUUCAGCUUCUGACUUGUGGACAUGAAAAACUGCAUGUAUAAAGGCUAAUUUACACUGCCUGUAGCCCUGCUCUCAAAAACUGACAUAGAUGUAACUCUGUAUGUGUGGCUGGUUUUAAGAAAGAAAUGCUUAAAGUUCAAGUUUUUAGAAUAUAUGUAGCGCCAUCUUGUAUCAGUUACAGAACAUUACAUCAUCGGGUUGGUUGGAGUCAACAGACAUUGCAUUAGUUUAUGUUAGCUAACUAGUAACACAACCAAUAACCCAGGGAAAAAUAAGGACUGUAAAACUUUUGUGCUGCUUUUCCUCACCAGGCCUGAACUGUGCAGUCAGCUGUUAAAACAGUUUCUCACAAGGUGUGAUCAGCACUAUUUUAUGUAAUAAUAUUCUCUUUUCCCAAGCAUAUCCAAACUGGGUUUUUUUGUCACACCACAAACAUAACUAUGUUUUUUACCAAAACACGAUUGAAAAUCUUAACGUCCAUCAGCAUGUCCAUAGGAAAAAAAAUUUUAAAUCUCCACUAGUGCUGUCAGCGUUAAUCUCAUUAAAAUGACGUUAAUGCCAUAACCGCAUUAA
This is a messenger RNA of Haplochromis burtoni (Burton's mouthbrooder), 5134 nucleotides long. RefSeq names its product mitogen-activated protein kinase 8 interacting protein 1a (gene mapk8ip1a). Gene Ontology annotation, biological process: regulation of JNK cascade. Gene Ontology annotation, cellular component: cytoplasm. Lineage: Eukaryota; Metazoa; Chordata; Actinopteri; Cichliformes; Cichlidae. The record is from RefSeq and is a predicted model, not a curated record. The transcript has 12 exons. Bases 409 to 2601 code for a protein of 730 amino acids. Gene Ontology annotation, molecular function: protein binding.